Aspergillus sclerotioniger CBS 115572 is the source of this 3240-nucleotide messenger RNA. RefSeq names its product putative phosphatidylserine decarboxylase Psd2. Lineage: Eukaryota; Fungi; Ascomycota; Eurotiomycetes; Eurotiales; Aspergillaceae. The transcript has 7 exons. Gene Ontology annotation, biological process: phospholipid biosynthetic process. Bases 1 to 3240 code for a protein of 1079 amino acids. The record is from RefSeq and is a predicted model, not a curated record. Gene Ontology annotation, molecular function: phosphatidylserine decarboxylase activity; calcium ion binding.
AUGGUGCGGUUACCGUUGCCACAACGUCUCAGCACCCACCUGAGCACUAAAAGCAACAACCCAACUCCCGGUCAAAGUAGGAGCGCAAGUCCGAUGAGAAUGCCUGAACAGAAGCCGUUGAUCCUGAAGGUCUCUGUUAUCCGGGGACGAGAUCUUGCAGCCAAAGAUCGAGGCGGGACCAGCGAUCCGUAUUUGGUAGUUACUCUCGGAGACGCACGACAGUCGACACCCACAAUCCCCAAGACAUUGAAUCCAGAAUGGAACGUGACAUUUGAAAUGCCAGUGGUCGGCGUACCGCUGUUGGAGUGCAUUUGUUGGGAUCACGACAGAUUUGGCAAAGAUUACCUUGGCGAGUUCGAUAUCCCGUUGGAGGACAUAUUCCAUAACGGCGACGUACACCAGCAGCCAAAAUGGUAUACACUCAGGUCGAAGCGGAAACCGACAAAGAAGAAGGACAGUAUGGUGUCCGGGGAGAUUCUUCUACAGUUUUCAAUUAUCGAUGCAUCGAACCCUACCGCCUCACCGACCGAGACAUAUCAGAAAUUCAGAAACUUGGUCUGUGCUGGGGAUGAAGAGGAUGAAUUCCUGCAGGUCCCGUCCAUGAUGCUGGACGAUGCCGAUAGAGACGAAGAGACCUCAGAUGAGACGGAUGAUCCCACGAAGCCUGAGGUUGUGGAGAAGCGGAAACGUAGACUGCGUCUCAAGCGCCUGAAGCGCAAAUCUCUUGCAGCAAGAGCAUAUCAGUUUUCUGGUGCUGGCAACGGGGUGCAGGGUAUCGUUUUCAUGGAAAUCGUCAAGGUGACGGAUCUUCCGCCGGAACGGAAUGUAACACGCACUUCUUUUGACAUGGAUCCAUUUGUUGUCACAUCCCUCGGCAGAAAGACGCUUCGAACGCCGGUCGUGCGUCAUAAUCUCAACCCAGUAUAUAACGAGAAAAUGGUGUUUCAGGUUAUGAAACACGAACAAUCGUACACCAUCGGUUUCACGGUUAUGGACAGAGACAAGUUCUCCGGAAAUGACUUUGUCGCUUCCGCUUCGUUUCCCGUCCAAACUCUCAUCCAGUCAGCUCCCGAAGCCGACACUGAAACCGGAUUAUAUAAAUUUGUGGACCCAGCAUCUGAUCUAACGGGAGCUGACCCGGGCUCUGUCGCGAGACCCCCUGAGAUCAAGAUUGCAAUCAGCCGGUCCCCUUCAGUCCAGAGCUUGUCGACUUCUCCCAAAUUCGGUACGACCCCCAGGGGCUCCUCUACUUCCUUGUCAAGCCAGACAUUGCAAGAACAGUCGACCUUGCUCCCUCCGCGAAGUAUCCCUGAGCAGGGUGAGAGCAGUAACCCGUCCACCCCGACAGCGGCCUCUUUCGAGGGCGAUCCGAUCGGCCCGCUCGAGUCAAACGGCCUUCAGGUCUAUCGGAUCCAGUUGGCGUUGAAAAACAAGGAGAGGUGGGAGGAUAAGCACUUCCCGGAACUUUUUGUCAAGGCGAAAUAUAUGCCCUACCGUGCACUCCGGCAGCAAUUUUGGCGACUCAUGCUGAAGCAGUAUGAUGCCGAUGAGAGUGGCCGUAUUGACAAAGUCGAACUCACGACGAUGCUCGAUACGCUCGGGUCAACCUUGAAGGAGUCUACUAUCGACAGCUUUUUUGAGCGUUUCAGCUUGGAGAACCAGCCCAGUGAGACCAUGGACCUGACGUUUGACCAGGCCGUCAUGUGUCUGGAGGAUACACUUCAGGCUUUGCAAAAGGACCCUGGCUCACCUCCCAAGAAGCUCACUCCCACUCCGUCGACAGCCAGCCGCGAGAGCGAUGAGCAAUCUAGUGGCGAUGAGAUCACUGUCGAACCAGGUAAUGCCGAUCCUCAUACUACGUCCGUACCGACGCUGUGUAGCGAUGAGCAGCCGAGUUCGGCCGAGGAGGAUCUUCGCCCUGAUGAUUUGGGCGAUGAACGGGGCGAAGAGCAUGUUAUCGAACUGAGGGAGUGUCCUCUGUGCCAUCAACCACGUCUCUCAUCACGGUCUGAUGCUGAUAUUAUCACACACAUUGCUACAUGCGCGAGCCGUGACUGGAGACAGGUAGAUAACCUUGUCAUGGGCGGAUUUGUAACAUCGAGUCAGGCGCAGCGCAAGUGGUACACCAAAGUUAUCACAAAGAUUUCCUAUGGUGGAUACAAGCUUGGGGCGAAUUCGGCCAACAUACUUGUUCAGGAUCGAGUUACGGGCCAGAUCAAUGAGGAGCGUAUGAGUGUCUAUGUCCGGCUGGGCAUCCGGCUGCUAUAUAAGGGACUAAAAAGUCGGGAAAUGGAGAAGAAGAGAAUCCGCAAAAUCUUGAAAUCACUCAGUAUCAAACAAGGCAGGAAGUACGACGACCCGGCAUCGGCAAGUCAGAUCCGGGACUUCAUCAACUUCCACCAACUUGACAUGUCUGAGGUCUUGCUCCCGCUGGAAAAGUUCAGAAACUUUAACGAGUUCUUCUACCGGGCCCUCAAGCCCGAUGCUCGGCCCUGCUCGGCCCCCGAGGAGCCCAGAGUCGUGGUGUCACCCGCCGAUUGCCGGGCAGUCGUUUUUGACCGUAUUGAAGAGGCGACCAGCAUCUGGGUCAAGGGACGGGAGUUCUCCGUUGCCAGACUUCUGGGCGAUGCUUAUCCCGAGGAUGUGAAGCGCUUCAAGAACGGAGCCUUGGGAAUCUUCCGCCUCGCGCCGCAGGAUUAUCACCGCUUCCACAUCCCGGUGGAUGGCGUCUUGGGAGAGCCCAAGACUAUUGAAGGUGAAUAUUAUACCGUGAACCCCAUGGCCAUUCGCUCCGCGUUGGAUGUGUACGGCGAGAAUGUCCGAGUCUUAGUGCCAAUUGACUCGGUUACUCAUGGCCGCGUCAUGGUGGUCUGCGUUGGAGCCAUGAUGGUCGGAAGUACAGUCAUUACUCGCCAGGCUGGAGAGAGGGUGUCCCGAGCUGAAGAGCUUGGAUACUUCAAAUUUGGUGGAAGCACUCUCCUUCUACUCUUCGAAGAUGGGGCGAUCAAUUUUGAUAGCGACUUGGUAGACAAUUCGAAGGGCCCUCUAGAGACAUUGCUAACAUGGUCUUCCUACCAGAUCCGAGUUGGCAUGUCUGUGGGCCAUAGCCCGGACAUCGCUCAGUUUGAGCCGGACAUGCCCAAGAAGACGGAAGAUAUCUCUCUGGAGGAGAUGCAAGCCGCCAAGCGCAGAAUCGAAGGCAGUCUGGCACCUCCGACCGAUGCUACUGCCUUUGCGUAG